CCCGCCCGCUCUUCCUGUGCGGAGGGGAUCGCAUUUCCCCGCGGCACCCGCGGACACCAGGCAGGCCCGGCCGGGUGCGCGGCCAGGGCCCGCUCCCCGCGCCGCCUGCUCCCUGCGCCCCCGGGCGCCGCCCCCGCCAGCGCCUGGGCUCCGACAGGCGACUUGGAGCGCGAGAGGCGAGCGGAGCAGGCCGCCCUGCCCGCGGCCUGAGCGCCGGCGCGAGGAGGGGGCGCCGCGGCCCACCCUCCGUCCUGCCUGGCCGCGGGCCGGCCGGGCCGACGCGCCCUGACCCCCAUGGCCACCUGGGCCUCCUGGCCACGAAGUCGCAGCGCCAGACCCAGGGCCCCGAAGUGAGCACGGGCGCCGAGGAUCUCAUCUGGCCGCCGCGUUCUGGAAGAGGAGAGGGGGAGAGCGCGCGCGAGAGAACAGAGACGGAGGUGGAAAGGGAGACGGCGAGACGCGCAGCGCCGGCGCCCCGGAGACCCAGGAGGAGCCCGCAGGGAUCCAACCUUGGAGUCUAAAGAGGCUAUGGACCCUGUGACCCCUCACUGCAACUGCCCAGAGGACAGUAGUUGCCAUGGUGACAGCAGGUGGUCAGUGACCAUCAUUGCCCAUUAGUGGACCUACCUAAGAUAACCAGCCCAAGUCAUGCAGUCUUUUCGAGAAAGGUGUGGUUUCCAUGGCAAACAACAGAGCUACCCACAGACCUCGCAGGAAGCGUCUCGCCUGGAGAAUUACAGGCAGCCGAGUCAGGCCGGGCUGAGCUGUGACAGGCAGCGGCUGCUCGCCAAGGACUAUUAUAACCCGCAGCCUUACCCGGGCUACGAGGGUGGCGCCAGCACGCCCUCCAGCACUGCGGCCGCGGUGGCCGCAGAGAAGUACCACCGAGGUAGCAAGGCCCUGCCCUCACAGCAGGCCCUGCAGGGGAGGCCGGCUUUCCCCGGCUAUGGUGGCAUCCAGGACAGCAACCCUUACCCGGGACGCUACUCUGGGGAGGAGGGCCUGCAGGCCUGGGGGGCCCCCCAGCCGCCACCCCCCCAGCCACAGCCCCUGCCAGGAGGGGUGGGCAAGUAUGAUGAGAACUUACUCAAAAAGACAGCAGUGCCCCCUGGCAGGCAGUACCCAGAGCAGGGCGCCCAGCUCCCCUUUCGGACUCACUCCCUGCAUGUCCAGCAGCCCCCGCCGCCACAGCUGCCACAGCCCCAGCAGCCCCUGGCAUACCCCAAACUCCAAAGGCAGAAACUACAAAAUGACAUUGCCUCGCCCCUGCCUUUUCCCCAGGGCGGUCACUUUCCCCAGCAUUCCCAGUCUUUCCCCACCUCUUCCACCUACUCCUCGUCCGUCCAGGGCAGCGGACAGGGGGCCCACUCUUAUAAGAGUUGCACAGCACCGUCCGCCCAGCCCCAUGAUAGGCCACUGACCGCCAACGCCAGCCUGGCCCCGGGACAGCGGGUCCAGAACCUUCAUGCCUACCAGUCAGGCCGACUCGGCUAUGACCAGCAACAGCAGCAAGCACUUCAUAGCCGGCACCACGCCCAGGAGACUCUCCAUUAUCAAAACCUCGCCAAAUACCAACACUAUGGACAGCAAGGCCAGGGCUACUGCCAGCCGGACACGGCGGUCAGGACCCCGGAGCAGUACUACCAGACCUUCAGCCCCAGCUCCAGCCAUUCCCCUGCCCGUUCAGUGGGCCGCUCACCUUCCUACAGCUCCACCCCAUCCCCACUAAUGCCAAACCUAGAGAACUUCCCAUACAACCAGCAGCCACUCAGCACUGGGGCCUUCCCCACGGGGAUCACCGACCACAGCCACUUCAUGCCCCUGCUCAACCCCUCCCCAACAGACGCCGCCAGCUCUGUGGACACCCAGGCCAGCAACUGCAAGCCGCUGCAGAAGGACAAAAUCCCUGAGAACCUGCUGUCAGAUCUCAGCCUGCAGAGCCUCACAGCACUGACCUCGCAGGUGGAGAAUAUAUCCAACACUGUCCAGCAGCUUCUGCUGUCCAAGGCUGCCGUGCCACAAAAGAAAGGGGUCAAGAACCUCGUGUCCAGGACCCCAGAGCAGCACAAGAGCCAGCACUGCAGCCCCGAGGGCAGUGGCUACUCGGCUGAGCCGGCGGGGACCCCGCUGUCUGAGCCUCUGAGUAGCACGCCGCAGUCCACCCACGCCGAGCCGCAGGAGGCUGACUACCUGAGCGGCUCUGAAGACCCGCUGGAGCGCAGCUUCCUCUACUGCAACCAGGCCCGUGGCAGCCCUGCGAGGGUCAACAGCAACUCGAAGGCCAAGCCUGAGUCUGUGUCCACCUGUUCUGUGACCUCGCCUGACGACAUGUCCACCAAAUCUGACGACUCCUUCCAGAGCCUGCACAGCAGUCUGCCGCUGGACAGCUUCUCCAAGUUCGUGGCAGGCGAGCGGGACUGCCCGCGGCUGCUGCUCAGUGCCCUGGCACAGGAGGACCUGGCCUCUGAGAUCCUGGGACUGCAAGAAGCCAUUGGCGAGAAAGCUGAUAAGGCCUGGGCUGAGACCCCCGGCCUGGCCAAGGAUGCCAGCAAGGCGCCCUUCUCCCUGGAGAACCAUAGCGCCUGCCUUGACUCUGUGACCAAGAACGCGUGGCCACGACCUGGGGAGCCUGAGGCCCUACCUGAUUCCUUGCAGCUGGACAAGAGCAGCAAUGCCAAGGACUUUAGCCCAGGGCUGUUUGAAGACCCUUCUGUGGCCUUUGCCACCCCUGACCCCAAGAAGACAACUGGUCCCCUCUCCUUUGGCACCAAGCCCACCCUUGGGGCUGCCACCCCAGACCCCACUACAGCAGCUUUUGACUGCUUCCCGGACACAACCACCGCCAGCUCAGCAGACAGUGCCAACCCCUUUGCCUGGCCGGAGGAGAACCUGGGGGAUGCUUGUCCCCGCUGGGGACUGCACCCUGGCGAGCUCACCAAGGGCUUGGAGCAGGGUGGAAAGGCCUCUGACAGUGUGGGCAAAGGGGAUGCCCACGAGGCUUCAGCCUGCCUGGGCUUCCAGGAGGAGGAGCCCCCUGGGGAGAAGGCAGCUGCACUGCCCGGGGACUUCAAGCAGGAGGAGGCGGGUGGGGUGAAGGAGGAGGCGGGUGGGCUGUUGCAGUGCCCAGAUGUGGGCAAGGCCGACCGGUGGCUGGAGGAUAGCCGGCACUGCUGCUCUGCAGCUGACUUUGGGGACCUGCCCCUGUUGCCGCCCACCGGCAGGAAGGAGGACCUGGAGGCCGAGGAGUACUCCUCCCUGUGCGAGCUGCUGGGCAGCCCAGAGCAGAGACCUGGCAUGCAGGACCCGCUGUCGCCCAAGGCCCCCCUCAUCUGCACCAAGGAGGAGGUGGAGGAGGUGUUGGACUCCAAGGCCGGCUGGGGUUCCCCGUGCCACCUCUCUGGGGAGUCUGUCAUCUUGCUGGGCCCUACUGUGGGUGCCGAGUCCAAGGUCCAGAGCUGGUUUGAGUCCUCUUUGUCCCACAUGAAGCCUGGCGAAGAAGGGCCUGAUGGGGAACGGGCUCCGGUGGAUUCCACCACCUCUGAUGGCUCCCUGGCCCAAAAGCCGAAUAAGCCCGCUGUGCCCGAGGCACCCAUCGCUAAGAAAGAGCCUGUGCCACGGGGCAAAAGUUUACGGAGCCGGCGGGUACACCGGGGGCUGCCCGAGGCCGAGGACUCCCCGUGCAGAGCACCAGCGUUGCCCAAAGACCUCUUGCUCCCCGAAUCCUGCACAGGGCCCCCACAGGGACAGAUGGAAGGGGCAGGAGCCCCAGGCAGGGGGCCCUCUGAAGGGCUCCCUAGAAUGUGUACCCGCUCCCUCACGGCCCUGAGCGAGCCCCGCACGCCCGGACCCCCAGGCCUGACCACCACCCCCGCGCCUCCUGACAAACUGGGGGGCAAGCAGCGAGCUGCCUUCAAGUCGGGCAAGCGGGUGGGGAAGCCCUCGCCCAAGGCCGCUUCCAGCCCCAGCAAUCCAGCUGCCCUGCCUGUGGCCUCGGACAGCAGCCCUAUGGGCUCCAAAACCAAGGAGACAGACUCGCCUGGCAUACCCAGCAAGGACCAGCGCUCCAUGAUCCUCCGGUCGCGCACCAAACCCCAAGAGGUCUUCCACGCCAAGCGGCGGCGACCCUCAGAGAGCCGGCUCCCCAACUGCCGGGCCACCAAGAAGGUCCUUGCCAACAACCACCUGCCUGCCACGUUCAAAGUCUCCGGCAGUCCCCAGAAGGAGGGCAGAGUGAGCCAGCGAGCAAGGGUCCCCAAGCCUGGCACAGGGGGCAAGCUUUCCGAUCGGCCCCUUCAUGCCCUCAAGAGGAAAUCAUCCUUCAUGGCACCUGUCCCUACCAAGAAGCGGAACCUGGUCCUACGCAGCAGCAGCAGCAGCAGCAGCAGCAACACCAGUGGCGGUGGGGGGGAUGGGAAGGAGGAGAGGGCUGAGGGCUCCCCCUCUCUCUUUAAGAGAAUGUCUUCUCCCAAGAAGGCCAAGCCCAAGGGCAGCGGCGAGCCCACCACAAAGCCUCCGCCCCCGGAGGCCCCCGACGCCUGCAUCAAGCUCGCCUCACGGACAGCUUUCCAGGGGACCAUGAAGACCAAGGUGCUGCCACCCCGGAAAGGUCGGGGCCUGAAGCUGGAAGCCAUUGUGCAGAAGAUCACCUCGCCCAGCCUCAAGAAGUUUGCAUGCAAAGUGCCAGGUGCCCCGCCAGGGACUCCUCUGAGCCCCACCCUCCCUGAGAAGGACCGUGGGGGGCUUAAGAGUGCUGGGGGCAGCCCGGCUGGGGCAGAAGAAGGUCUGGUAAGUGUGGGCACUGGACAGAAGUUCCCAGCAGUUUCGGGAGGCGACCCGUUGUGUAGAAAUCCUACCAACAGGUCCUUAAAAGGCAAACUUAUGAACAGUAAGAAACUGUCCUCCACUGACUGUUUCAAAACCGAGGCCUUCAUGUCCCUGGAGGCCCUGCAGCCUGGGGGGACUGCGCUGGCACCGAAGAAGAGGAGCCGGAAAGGCAGGGCUGGAGGCCUCGGACUCUCCAAAGGCCCUCUGGAGAAGCGGCCCUAUCUUGGCCCAGCUUUGCUCCUCACUCCCCGAGACAGGGCCAGCGGCACACAGGGGGGCGGCGAGGAUAACUCUGGUGGAGGAGGCAAGAAGCCAAAGACGGAGGAGCUGGGCCUGGCCUCCCAGCCCCCUGAGGGCCGGCCCUGCCAGCCCCAGACAAGGGCACAGAAGCAGCCAGGCCAUACCAAUUACAGCAGCUAUUCCAAGCGGAAGCGCCUCACGCGUGGCCGGGCCAAGAACACCAACGCUUCACCCUGUAAGGGGCGUGCCAAGCGGAGACGGCAGCAGCAGGUGCUGCCCCUGGAUCCCGCAGAGCCUGAAAUCCGCCUCAAGUACAUUUCCUCUUGCAAGAGGCUGAGGGCAGACAGCAGGACCCCAGCCUUUUCACCCUUCGUGCGGGUGGAGAAGCGAGAUGCCUUCACCACCGUAUGCACUGUUGUCAACUCCCCAGGGGAUGAGCCCAAGCCCCACAGGAAGCCUUCCUCCUCCACCUCCUCCUCUUCAUCCUCAUCCUCGUUCUCCUUGGAUGUGGCCGGGGCCUCCCUGACCACGCUCCCAGGGGGCUCCAUCCUGCAGCCACGGCCCUCCCUGCCUCUCUCUUCCACAAUGCACCUGGGGCCUGUGGUUUCCAAGGCUCUGAGUACCUCUUGCCUUGUCUGCUGCCUCUGCCAAAACCCGGCCAACUUCAAGGACCUUGGGGACCUCUGUGGGCCCUACUACCCUGAACACUGCCUCCCUAAAAAGAAGCCAAAACUCAAGGAGAAGGUGCGGCCGGAAGGCACCUGUGAGGAGGCCUCACUGCCCCUUGAGAGAACACUCAAAGUUGAGUGUGCAGCCCCUGCUGCCACCACCGCUGGGAAGCCCCCCAGGCCCGACGGCCCAGCGGACCCGGCCAAGCAGGGCUCACUGCGCACCAGUGCCCGGGGCCUGUCCCGGCGGCUGCAGAGUUGCUACUGCUGUGAUGGUCGGGGGGACGGGGGCGAGGAGGUGGCCACAGCCGACAAGAGCCGCAAGCAUGAGUGCAGCAAGGAGGCCCCUGCAGAGCCUGGCGGGGACACCCAGGAGCACUGGGUGCAUGAGGCCUGCGCCGUGUGGACCGGCGGGGUCUACCUGGUGGCCGGGAAGCUCUUUGGGCUGCAGGAGGCCAUGAAGGUGGCCGUGGACAUGACAUGUUCCAGCUGCCAGGAAGCCGGGGCCACCAUCGGAUGCUCCUACAAAGGAUGCGUCCACUCCUACCAUUACCCGUGUGCCAGCGAUGCGGGUUGUGUAUUCAUCGAAGAGAACUUUUCUUUGAAAUGUCCCAAACAUAAGAGGCUGCCGUUGUAAUCCACCGCAACGGCUGGAGAAGCCGCCGGAGUCGACUGACGCCCGCCUCCGAAGAAGAGAAGCAGCCUGCGCAGCCCUGGGGCCUUUGAGCUGCUCCCAGCGCGCGUCCAGAGCCGAUCCUUGAUCCGGG
Molecule: messenger RNA, 6499 nt
Organism: Sciurus carolinensis (gray squirrel)
Lineage: Eukaryota; Metazoa; Chordata; Mammalia; Rodentia; Sciuridae
Gene: Rai1
Product: retinoic acid induced 1
Exons: 7
Coding region: 649-6369 (1906 amino acids)
Biological process (GO): circadian regulation of gene expression; regulation of transcription by RNA polymerase II
Cellular component (GO): nucleus
Source: RefSeq, a predicted model, not a curated record